Messenger RNA from Anoplopoma fimbria (sablefish), 1841 nucleotides. RefSeq names its product voltage-dependent L-type calcium channel subunit beta-4-like. Lineage: Eukaryota; Metazoa; Chordata; Actinopteri; Perciformes; Anoplopomatidae. Gene Ontology annotation, cellular component: voltage-gated calcium channel complex. Gene Ontology annotation, molecular function: high voltage-gated calcium channel activity; protein binding. The record is from RefSeq and is a predicted model, not a curated record. The transcript is spliced from 15 exons. Gene Ontology annotation, biological process: neuromuscular junction development; chemical synaptic transmission; regulation of voltage-gated calcium channel activity. Bases 159 to 1841 code for a protein of 560 amino acids.
UCAACACACCUACACACCUGGUUCAAGGCAGGUGGAGGAGAAAACAAGCAGCAGUUCUGCUGUGUGGCGUGAAGCUGGAGCACGCAGCCCGGAACCCGCCACCCCUCCGCUGGACCGGACCGGAGCAGCCAGCACUCUGGACCGAUGUCCUGGCCGAAAUGUCCCGACACAUCUACAUACGGAACAAGAUUGGAGAGGGCAUCCAAGCGCCCAUCUUUCAUGUGAAUCGAGGGACUUAUUCCAGGAGGAGCCGACUCAAGAGGUCUGAUGGCAGCACCACCUCCACCAGUUUCAUCCUCCGACAGAGGCGCUCGUUGGAAUAUCAAACCUCCAUGUAUGACAAUUUGUACCUGCAUGGAUUUGAAGACUCGGAGGCGGGCUCAGCUGAUUCAUACACUAGCAGACCAUCAGACUCAGAUGUCUCUCUGGAGGAGGAGCGGGAGGUGCAGGCCCAGGUCCAGAGCCAGAGCCCAAGCCAGAGCCAAGGACCGGGACAGAGCCGCCAGGAGAGGGAGCAGCAGGCCACCAUUCAACUGGAGAGAGCCAAGACUAAACCUGUGGCGUUUGCUGUGAGGACCAACGUCAGCUAUUGUGGCGCACUGGAUGAGGAUGUUCCAGUACCGGCCACAGCCAUCUCCUUUGACGGCAAGGAUUUCCUCCACAUAAAAGAGAAGUUCAACAAUGACUGGUGGAUCGGUCGGUUAGUGAAGGAGGGCUGUGAGAUCGGCUUCAUCCCCAGCCCUCUGAAGCUCGAGAACAUCAGGCUCCAGCAGGAGCAAAAGAGAGGACGUGUCCAAGGUAAGUCUGGAGGGAACUCUUCUUCCAGUGUAGAGGAUGAGGUUUCUGCCUCUAUCCGGCCCCUAAUAUCCUCGGCAGGAAAGCAGAAACAGAAAGUGACGGAGCACAUCCCCCCGUAUGACGUGGUCCCCUCUAUGAGGCCUGUAGUGCUGGUGGGACCCUCGCUUAAGGGUUACGAGGUUACUGACAUGAUGCAGAAAGCACUGUUCGACUUCCUCAAGCACAGAUUUGAUGGGAGGAUAUCUAUCACACGAGUCACGGCAGAUAUAUCAUUAGCCAAGAGGUCUGUUCUCAACAACCCCAGUAAGAGGGCCAUCAUUGAGAGAUCCAACACUCGCUCCAGCUUAGCUGAGGUGCAAAGUGAAAUCGAGAGGAUCUUUGAGUUGGCCCGCUCCCUGCAGCUGGUGGUGCUGGACGCUGACACCAUCAACCACCCAGCCCAGCUCCUCAAGACCUCCCUGGCCCCCAUAAUAGUUCAUGUUAAAGUCUCCUCGCCAAAGGUCCUGCAGAGGUUAGUCAAGUCCAGAGGGAAGUCCCAGAGCAAACACCUGAACGUCCAGCUUGUGGCAGCUGACAAAUUGGCCCAGUGUCCUCCGGAAAUGUUUGACAUCAUCCUGGACGAGAACCAGCUGGAGGACGCCUGCGAGCAUCUCGCCGAAUACCUCGAGGCCUACUGGAAGGCGACCCACACCUCGAUGGCGACCCCCCUGAACCCCCUGCUGGGACGCAACCUGGGCCCCACCACCCUCACCCCCUACCCCACCAGCAUCUCUGGACUGCAGAGCCAAAGAAUGCGACAGAGCAACCACACGGGAGACCACUCCACCCCGAACGAACGGCGCAACCUGAUGACAUCAGACGAGAACUACCACAACGAGCGGGCGCACAAGGGACGCAACCGCAUGUCUUCUGGCUCACAGCACAGCCGAGAGCAGCAGGACCCCUACCAGGACUACCAGGACCCCUAUCAGGAUGCAUACAAGCCACAUCGCAAUCGCAGUUCACCGGGCAGCUACAGCCAUGACUCCCGGCACCGGCUCUGA